CGUAGUACAGUGGUAGUAGACAAGAUCGACGAUUUUCUUUCAUUCAUUCCUGAAAAAUUACGAUCAGAAUCUCGAUCCUCAGAUAAAUCUUGAAUGAAAAACGGAGCAUUCAUAUUUGAUAAACGAAAAGAUGAAGAGUAUGCACCGCCAGCUCUCGAUGUUGAGGCUACGAAGCAAUGUGGCACCAACGAUCGCUUCGACGUCCUCCACGCGGUUGAGGAUCUUCGUCUCCGCAAGCACAAGAAGCGCCUCGUCUUCAACGACGUCAGACGAGUGCUCUGACACAACUGACGGCGAUCUUCAUGAAAAUAAGAAAUCUCCCGGAGUUGCCGAUGCCGGCAAACCCUCUGCGUAUCAGAUGGCUAUUCUGCGUGGUGACGUGGAGAAGGCUGCGGAAGAAGCGAUGAAGAGUCCACAGGGACUGCCAUUCGCUGCUAAUCAGUGCACACAGCGAGCACUCUUGUUGUACACGAGCGCUCGAGAGGAGCGGGAAGCCGCGAUCACGACAGCACAGACGGGACUACAUUUCCGCGAGCAGUUUGAACUGCUCUCGGAGCAGUGCCGCAAUGACAAGGAAGCCAUGAGAACUUUGCUGUUGCAGCCAACGCUGUGGGCACCCGUAUGCCAACAGGAGUUCGUGCGUCUGGACACUAGCCUGAAGCUAGCCCGUGCAGCUUGCUACAUGCGAGGAUACUGGAACAGUGAGGAACGAAAACUUGACGAUUCUAUGUCCGGUAACAAGAGUCAAGAUGAAGCGUGUCUACCUCCGAGUGCGAUGGAGUACCAAGUGAUCGGCAAAGCUGUUGUUGGACGGCUCCUGACUGGUCGCAUUGCCUCGGUUUUGCAGUGUUUUAUGGGUAUGCGACUAUCACAGCAAUUUCAUCCUAAGGUCUUCGACAUUCACGUCAGGGCAGCCCGAAAUUUCGAGGAAACAAUCGCACCGCCUGGUCCUAAAGGCCCGCUUGAUGCGGAAGGGUCUUCUGACGCUAGCCCUACGACGUCAUGGACAACAACUGACGCGGAAUUCGACAAGUGGAUGCGCGACCGUGAAGAAGGUGUUGCGAAGCAGCUGAAGCUUGUCUCAGAAUUGGUGGCUGAAAUCACGCUUCAAAUGCUGCCCAGGGAAGAAGGGAAAAUGCUUUUGCACGCAGCAAGAGAAUUCUUCAACAACGAAUGUCAAGAUCCUGAGACAGUGAAGCGUUGUCUAAAAACCUUUGAGAGCACAAAUGACAUGAUCUAGAGUCUGAAUCUGGAGGAAUUCCUGUCCUUCAUUGAAGCUCUUACAUUUUUUUUGCUCAUUUUUUUUUCGAUUUUAUUCGAGGAAAGAUUUUUCGUGUAUUAUAUUAUAGAGACCUUGAUACUUUGCAUCUUUUUGGGGAUACCAGCCUGGGCAUCUUCGCCAAGAUUUUGUUUCUCACCAAGAAAUUUCUAACCAAGUCCAAGAUUUUGUUUUCAUCUGAAAAGAAAGAAACGUUGC
Messenger RNA from Amoebophrya sp. A25, 1477 nucleotides. The record is from the annotation of a GenBank genome assembly. NCBI's taxonomy places the organism in Eukaryota, Dinophyceae, Syndiniales, Amoebophryaceae.